ACACACACACACACACACACACUUGUCAUGGUUUGAGUAGUUGGUAGAUGUCAUGGCAUUUGGACACAUUCACAAGGUUACACUUGUGGGAGUCUCUUUUGACAGUAAUCAAUGACGCAGAAGUUUAAGAAGGGUACAUGAAGAGCUGAAGAAGAGGGGAGAGAGAGAGAGAGAGAGAGAGAAAGAGAGGGGUGGGUGGGUUGUACCAUCCAAGAGGUGUCUGCUUCACUCUGGUAAAGAGUCAAGAGACAGCCACCUUAGCUGUCCUGCACCUCGUGGCCACACCUGCCCCAGGGAGAAGAGUGUGAGGAGCAGGAUCAUACAGAAAGCUUUGGCAUCAGAUGAACAAACUUCUGGAAUUGGUGCAGAGAAACACAUUUUGUGGAAAAAAGAUGAGGUGGCAGGUUGUGUUAUUAUUUGGAGUUGCUUUCAACAUUCAUCAAGUACUGGCAAGGCUUCCACCUAAAGAAGAUUUGUGUGGAAUGAUUGUGGAUGCCAAGGUGGAGCAGGAGUGCCUCAGGUGCUUCACUGAGGCUGGACACAUUAGUGAGCAUCCAGAGAAAGUAAGAAAAUGUGUAGCAACUUACUUGCCCCCUGACCUUGCUGAGUGCAGUGUUCCUCAUGCUGAGAGGCCAGAUACUAUCAGGAUCAACCAGGGAGGAGGAGAUUACCACCAUAACCACACCAAUGCUAAUUUUCUUCCCAGCUGCCUUAAAAGAGGACUUCGUAGGCUUGAAGCUUAUUUAAAGAAGGAGAAUAAGUUUGUUAGGCAGGCCAGUCCUGGAGUGAAGUACAUUGUGAAAUCAAAGUUAGUAGAGCAUGGAGGCCCCACCAUUCUAAGCGCCAGUGCCAUGAAUGCCAUCAUUCAGCAUGUGGACAACAAGAGGUUGAUGGAGGAGUCUGUUACUGAAUGUGAAGACAAGUUUAUCAGAAGUGGAUUAUACUACUGGGAGAGAGACCUCUGGGAGGAGACAGAUGAAUCUGUACUGGAAGAUUUGAUGGAGGAGGAGGAGGAGGAGAUAGAAGAGAAUGAUGAUUUGGUUGAUGAUACUGAAGAAAACAAUGGAUUAAUGGAGAUACCUGUGAGACAUCAAGGCAGAAACAACCUCCCAUAUGGUGGCACAAACAUGCUUGCUAGAGUUGUUAUGCUGCAAAAAUGCAUUGUCACAUCUUUGAUGGAACAUGGAGAGGGACCAGACCUUUUAGAGUUUAUAAUGCAGGAAAACUUCUAUGAUCCUGUUCCUGCAUGGUUGGUGAAGCCAUUGUUGAUGGUUGCCAAAAGUGGUGCUGUUGAAUGAAAAUAACUCCACGGGAAGAAAACCACUAAAAAUUGAAAGCAGAAACAUAAAAGAAAAUUAACAUCAGCAAAUAUUAUGAAGGAUAAUUGUCAUUUUAUGAAGUAUAGUAGAUAACAUUUUGAGGUGAUAAUGAAAAGAAAUUCAGGAAUGAAUCAAUAACCACUGUUUAAUUUAUAUAUAUUCUAUUAACUAGUGUCAUGACAAUGUCAAAUUUUCUGAUACAAUUUAUUGAAAAGUAACCAUGAGGAAGGUUGAUUUUUUUUUUUUAAGUUAUUUUAACCCUGACUGCUAGGUAAUAACAUUAUAAUAUGUUUUCAUUUGAGUUGCCAUAAAAAAAUUGUGAAUUGGAGUAAAAGUCCAAUUAAAGUGUUUGAACUGCUCAGUAAUUCACUUCUUUUGGUGUUGGUAUUUUUUUCUUUCCAGCUUAUACACUUAACCUUCACCACAUUGUAUUAAACUUGAGGAGAAUUCAUAGCAUUAUAUCCAUUUACAUGUCUAUAUCUUUUCCCUUCAUGAUUCAGACAAAUCAUCAACAAGAAAGUAUUGUUUAGCUUUGCCUCAUAAGACAAACUUGACUAAUGAAUAUUCUGAGAGCAUAUUUAAGAUGAUAUUAUGAGUGUGAUGUUUCCCAAGGAGUGGUCAUACAAAUAAAUUAUUGACACAUCAA
Scylla paramamosain (green mud crab) is the source of this 1965-nucleotide messenger RNA. RefSeq lists its product as uncharacterized. The record is from RefSeq and is a predicted model, not a curated record. The transcript has 10 exons. Lineage: Eukaryota; Metazoa; Arthropoda; Malacostraca; Decapoda; Portunidae. The coding region runs from base 342 to 1298 and encodes 318 amino acids.